Molecule: messenger RNA, 1620 nt
Organism: Drosophila busckii
Lineage: Eukaryota; Metazoa; Arthropoda; Insecta; Diptera; Drosophilidae
Gene: Gmppb
Product: mannose-1-phosphate guanyltransferase beta
Exons: 4
Coding region: 323-1438 (371 amino acids)
Biological process (GO): cell wall mannoprotein biosynthetic process; GDP-mannose biosynthetic process
Cellular component (GO): cytoplasm
Molecular function (GO): GTP binding; mannose-1-phosphate guanylyltransferase (GTP) activity
Source: RefSeq, a predicted model, not a curated record
UAGAAUUUUAUAAAAGAAAACAGCCCGCCCACUCAUCGCAUCACAACACCAGCAAAGCUUAAUUAAUAUUAGAAUUGGUGGUGCAAUACAUAAGUAAUUUUCAACUUACUAGCAUUCAUAAUAAAAGUCAUAUAAUACAUUAAACACAUACAUAAAUACAAUAGGGCAAAACAAACUACAACCCAGGCUAACGGCAGCAAACUUUAAUCAAACAACAAAGAAAACAACAACUAUUGGCUUAUCAGUUGCACACGCACACAACACAGAACGCAGUGACAUUUUUUUGUAGAUUCUGUGACGUGUCCAACUUACGGCGUUUACAAUGUGCGGGUCUCCAAACACAGCUGCCGGCACAACCGCCAGAGCGCUUAUUCUGGUAGGUGGCUAUGGCACACGUUUGCGUCCAUUAACGCUGAGCACUCCCAAGCCGCUGGUAGAAUUUGCCAACAAGCCAAUACUGCUUCAUCAGCUGGAAGCACUUGUGGAUGCAGGCUGCCGUCAGGUUAUUUUGGCGGUUAGCUAUCGUGCUGAGCAAAUGGAACAAGAGCUAAAAGUGGAGGCAGACAAACUAGGCGUGGAGCUUAUAUUUUCACACGAAAGCGAACCUUUGGGUACUGCUGGGCCACUGGCAUUAGCCAAACCUAUACUUUCUGCCAGUGCAGAGCCAUUCUUUGUGCUCAAUUCAGAUGUUAUUUGUGAUUUUCCGUUCAAGCAGCUUAUGCAGUUUCAUCGCAAUCAUGGCAAAGAAGGCACCAUUGUCGUAACCAAAGUGGAGGAACCCUCUAAGUAUGGCGUUGUGCUCUACGAUGAAUUGGGCUGUAUUAAAAACUUUAUCGAAAAGCCACAAGAAUUUGUUAGCAACAAAAUCAAUGCAGGCAUCUAUAUAUUUAAUCCCUCAGUGCUGGAACGCAUUGAGGUAAAGCCGACGUCCAUAGAGAAGGAGGUAUUUCCUGCCAUGGCAGAGGAGCAGCAGCUCUUUGCAAUGGAUCUCACCGGCUUCUGGAUGGAUAUAGGACAGCCCAAAGACUUUUUAACAGGCAUGUGCCUUUAUCUUAGCUCGCUGCGACAGAAGCAACCAGCCAAGCUGUACACAGGUCCUGGUGUUGUGGGCAAUGUGCUUGUGGAUCCGACUGCCAAAAUAGGUGAAGGGUGUCGUAUUGGACCAAAUGUAACCAUUGGCCCCGACGUGGUCAUUGAGGAUGGUGUCUGCAUUAAACGCUCAACGAUACUUAAAGGGGCCAUAGUGCGCUCGCAUUCCUGGCUAGACUCCUGCAUUGUGGGAUGGCGUUCAACUGUCGGCCGCUGGGUCCGCAUUGAAGGUAUAACGGUGUUGGGCGAGGAUGUCAUUGUCAAGGAUGAGCUUUAUGUAAAUGGCGGUCAAGUGCUGCCACACAAGAGCAUUGCGGCCAGUGUACCUGAGCCGCAAAUAAUAAUGUGAAGUAUCGAGUACCCAAUGAAUUGUAAAUAUAAUUUAUUUGUUUUAAAUUAAUUUUGGUAUUCGCAUCAACAAUUGCCUUGUGUUUGAACAUUUCCAUUGAUAGCAUUGCAAAAAAAAGCAAGUUUAUGCAUUUUGACCAAAACUUUUCCAUAAAAGCAAACAAUAGGUUUUAUAUAAAUUUA